Necator americanus (New World hookworm) is the source of this 237-nucleotide messenger RNA. RefSeq lists its product as uncharacterized. The transcript has 2 exons. The record is from RefSeq and is a predicted model, not a curated record. Bases 1 to 237 code for a protein of 78 amino acids. NCBI's taxonomy places the organism in Eukaryota, Metazoa, Nematoda, Chromadorea, Rhabditida, Ancylostomatidae.
AUGAAAAUUGGAAAAUCUGGUGGUGACGACGGAGUUAGCUUGGAUGUGCUCAAAUAUCUUCCUCCGUCUGGGAUUCGUGAGAUGACGAAGAUCAUUCAUUCAACAUGGAUCGGCAAAAGGAGCUAUCGAGGAAUCUCAUUGCUAGGUGCUAUGUACAAAGUUUUGGAGUGGAUUAUCUUGGGCCCACUUAUUGAACAUCGCAGUGAAACAGUAGCAAGCUGGUUUCGUCCUGAUUGA